UGAUAAAUAAGGUCGAUUCUGCAGAGCGGUGCUGUACCUAGGUACUUAGAUACUCGAGACAGUAUCCACUUCAGCUAAACCAUUGGAGGGGCUAGCAGUCGUCCCCAUAAAAGAACCCUCCGGCUGCCGAUAUCUAAGAAAAAAAAAGUCCCAAUCGUUCAUCGUCGCCAAUCAUUAAUCUUCAUUUGCAUCGCGAACACAAGUCCUAUACGACAUCACCACCGUCACGAUGCCGUCUACACAUAAAAAAGAUAAGCCAUGGGAUACCGAUGACAUAGAUAAAUGGAAGGUCGAACCUUUUAAACCUUCAGAUAAUGCUGGCGGAACAUUUGCAGAAGAAUCCUCAUUUGCAGUUUUAUUCCCUCGAUAUCGCGAAGUUUACCUUAAGGAAGCAUGGCCCGGCAUAACACAAGCGCUCCAACAGCAUGGCAUCGCAUGCACACUGGAUCUUGUCGAAGGAUGCAUGACAGUCAAGACGACAAGAAAGACAUACGAUCCCGCCGCCAUCCUCAAGGCUCGCGACCUCAUCAAACUACUAGCACGUAGCGUGCCUGCGCCGCAAGCACUAAAAAUACUCCAGGACGAUAUGGCCUGCGAUAUAAUCAAGAUAAGAAACUUAGUGCGCAAUAAGGACAAAUUCGUGAAGCGACGGCAGAGAAUCCUCGGACCAGGCGGCCAGACGCUGAAAGCGCUCGAGCUGCUGACGCAGACGUACAUCCUCGUGCAGGGCAACACGGUCAGCGCGCUGGGACCCUACAAGGGGCUGAAGGAGGUACGACGAGUGGUGGAGGACUGCAUGGCGAACAUCCACCCGAUUUACCAGAUCAAGGAACUGAUGAUCAAGCGGGAGCUGGCGAAGGACCCGGAGCUGGCGCACGAGAACUGGGAGCGGUUCCUACCCAACUACAAGAAGCGCAGCCUGAGCAAGCGCAAGGUGCCCUUCAAGGUCACCGACAAGAGCAAGAAGGUGUACACCCCUUUCCCACCGCCCCAGGAGAAGAGCAAGGUCGACCUCCAGAUCGAGGCCGGCGAGUACCACCUCGCCAAGGAGGCCAAGAAGCGCAUCGCCAACGAGGAGCGCCUCGAGAAGCAGAAGGUCAAGCAGGAGGAGAAGAAGCGCCAGCGCGAGCAGGACUUUGUCGCGCCCGAGGAGAACGGGCCCUCCGAGAGGAAGAAGAAGAAGCGGAAGAGCAAGGACGACGAGUAGGAGUAGUAGUAGUAGUGUUGUUAUUGCCUGCGCAUGGGGUCUAUGUAUUACUACUUCCAGCCGCGAUCUUUUUCCUCAAGAAUUUUUACGAUACCCACGAAAUUCUGAACAGUACAACCAUCAUCAAAUCAAGGCGUCUGUGCGGCUCCGGCCUUAUGUACCUAAUGCAGUUGGCUUCGUGGUACGUAGAAGGUUCAGAUUAAUAGUCCCUCCACCACUCUUCGCCAAUAGGUAUACAUCGGGGUUGGAUAACAUAUGUUCGCCGGAUUGUUCGAAGGCGAAUCCCAGGCUCGAGCUCAACACAGAACGGCAAGAUAAGCCAUUUAUGAUACCAACAACAGCAAUCCCGAUAUGAAAAGUUCUCAAGAGGGUGCCUUCCGCCUUUUUAGAGACACUUAUCUGUAUACAGGAACAAUAGCGGAGCUCAAGUUGAAUAUGUAUUAGGUGGUGCCUAAGGCUGCGUUUAGCUUGACUUUUGUUCGAUAGUUUAGGUACAGACGCAUCUUAUUAGGCCAGUAGUAGUGUGUAUGUUAGAUAUCAAAAUUUCAUAUGAUAGAAAAAAAAAAAAAUCGAACCGACU
Messenger RNA from Daldinia caldariorum, 1787 nucleotides. RefSeq names its product eukaryotic type KH-domain (KH-domain type I). Gene Ontology annotation, molecular function: RNA binding. The transcript is spliced from 4 exons. The coding region runs from base 230 to 1207 and encodes 325 amino acids. Lineage: Eukaryota; Fungi; Ascomycota; Sordariomycetes; Xylariales; Hypoxylaceae. The record is from RefSeq and is a predicted model, not a curated record. Gene Ontology annotation, cellular component: nucleolus; small-subunit processome.